This is a messenger RNA of Myotis lucifugus (little brown bat), 3272 nucleotides long. RefSeq names its product semaphorin 6C (gene SEMA6C). Lineage: Eukaryota; Metazoa; Chordata; Mammalia; Chiroptera; Vespertilionidae. The record is from RefSeq and is a predicted model, not a curated record. Gene Ontology annotation, biological process: negative chemotaxis; positive regulation of cell migration; semaphorin-plexin signaling pathway. Gene Ontology annotation, molecular function: semaphorin receptor binding; chemorepellent activity.
GCGGGAGGGGCUGCUGGGGCCCGGCCCAGACCUCCCGGCGGUCGCAUUGUUUUCCUCCGCGGACCCGCGGCGGGAUUGGGGGCUGCGACUGGGCUUGCGGGACUGGACAGCGCCCGGGAAUCCAGAUCUAAGCUCCGUCCAACUCGUACGCUCAUCACACCUCGCCAGAGCCCCAACCACGGAUCGCGAAGUCGGCGCGGUGCGGGGCCGCUGCCCGCCCGCUGCCCUCUCGACCCCGCUAGCUCGGAUCUCGGAGCAAGUCAAAGGUCUUCUAUCCUCAAACCCCAACAGCAGUCAUCACCCAGGGCCAGCAUAUGGGUGAGGGGGCACCCCCUGGGGCCUGAGCUGCCCCGCACAGGAUGCCCCGUGCCCCCUACUUCAUGCCCUUGCUGCUCCUGCUGCUGCUGCUCUCACUUCCCCACACCCAGGCCACCUUUCCCCGGGACCCCCUCCCUCUGCUGAUCUCUGACCUGCAAGGUACUUCCCCAUUAUCCUGGUUCCGGGGCCUGGAGGAUGAUGCUGUGGUUGCAGAACUUGGGCUGGACUUCCAGAAAUUUCUGACCUUGAACCGGACCUUGCUAGUGGCUGCCCGGGAUCAUGUUUUCUCCUUCGAUCUACAAGCUCAAGAAGAAGGGGAGGGACUGGUGCCCAACAAGUAUCUCACAUGGAGGAGCCAGGACAUGGAGAACUGCGCGGUGCGGGGGAAGCUGACGGACGAGUGCUACAACUACAUCCGUGUUCUCGUUCCCUCGGACUCGCAGACACUCCUUGCUUGUGGAACGAACUCAUUCAGCCCCGUGUGCCGCAGUUAUGGGAUAACUUCGCUGCAGCAGGAGGGUGAAGAACUGAGUGGGCAGGCUCGAUGCCCCUUUGAUGCCACCCAGUCCAACGUAGCUGUCUUUGCAGAGGGCAGCCUGUAUUCAGCCACAGCUGCAGAUUUCCAGGCCAGUGACGCUGUAGUUUACAGAAGCCUUGGCCCUCAGCCCCCACUCCGCUCAGCCAAGUACGACUCCAAGUGGCUCCGAGAGCCACACUUUGUCCAUGCCUUGGAGCAUGGAGACCACGUCUACUUCUUCUUCCGAGAGGUCUCCGUGGAGGACACCCGGCUGGGGAGGGUACAGUUCUCCCGUGUGGCCCGUGUGUGUAAGCGUGACAUGGGCGGCUCACCUCGGGCCUUGGACCGUCAUUGGACAUCCUUCCUGAAGCUUCGGCUCAACUGCUCUGUCCCUGGGGAUGCUGCCUUCUAUUUUGACGUCUUACAGGCCUUGACUGGGCCUGUGAACUUGUAUGGCCGCCCUGCUCUCUUUGGGGUCUUCAGCACCCAGACCAAUAGCAUCCCUGGCUCUGCAGUCUGUGCCUUCUACCUGGAUGAUAUUGAACGUGGGUUUGAGGGCAAAUUCAAGGAGCAGAGGAGUUCGGAUGGGGCCUGGACUCCUGUGUCUGAGGACAGGGUCCCCUCCCCCAGGCCAGGAUCCUGUGCAGGAGUGGGUGUAGCUGCCUUAUUCCCCUCUUCUCGAGAUCUCCCUGAUGAUGUCCUGACUUUCAUCAAGGCUCACCCACUGCUGGACCCCACUGUGCCACCUGCCACCCACCAGCCUCUCCUUACCCUCACCAGCAGGGCCCUACUGACCCAGGUAGCUGUGGAUGGCACAGCUGGUCCCUAUCGUAACACCACAGUCCUGUUCCUUGGCUCCAAUGAUGGAACAGUGCUGAAGGUGCUGCCCCCAGGGGGACAAUCUGGAGGACGGGAGCCCAUCCUGUUGGAAGAGAUCAAUGCCUACAGCCCCUCCCGGUGCAGUGGGAAGCGGGCGGCCCAAACAGCACGGCAGGUGAUAGGACUGGAGCUGGACACUGAAGGUCACAGGCUCUUUGUGGCUUUUUCUGGCUGCAUCAUCUACCUCCCUCUCAGCCGGUGUGCCCGGCAUGAGCCUGUCGGAGCCAGGGUGAGCGUAGAAGAGGCAGGUGAAUGGAAUGUGAUUGGAAUGGAGAAGGUCCCAGCCUCACAUGACUCAGUUUUCCCUAGGAGCUGUUUGGCUUCUCAGGACCCAUACUGUGGAUGGCAUAGCUCCAGGGGCUGUGUGGAUAUCAGGGGACCUGGUGGGACUGAUGUGGAUCCAGCUGGGAACCAGGAAUCCAGGGAGCACGGUGACUGCCAAGACGGAGCUACCGGGAGUCAGUCUGGCACAGGGAACUCUGCUUAUGUGCUUCUGGGUCCUGGCCCUUCCCCCGAGACCCCCAGCCCCCCCAGUGAAGCCCACCCCCGGCCCCAGGCUUCCACCCUUGGAGCUCACACUCAGGGUAAGGGGGCCGGCUGGGAGGGACAGGACGUGCGCCGCGACCUCCCCGCAGCCUCGGCCGCCCGCUCGGUGCCCAUCCCGCUGCUCCUGGCCUGUGUGGCCGCCCGCUUCUGCCCUGGGCGCCCUUCUCCAGGCCUGCUGGUCUCCUGCGCUUGUCGCCGCGCCCCCGGCCCCGCGCGCGGGAACGCGGCCGGCGGCUCUGCGCCCCGCGUGCUGGUGAGGCCGCCGCCGCGCGGCUGCCCGGGGCGGGCGGUGGAGGUGACGACCCUGGAGGAGCUGCUGCGCCAUCUGCACGCCCCGCCGCCGGCCCCGCGGGCGCUGCCCCUGGAGCCCGCCCCGGCCCCCGCCCCCGCCCGGCCAGGUCGGCCGGCUCCCGCAUCCCCCCGCGAAUGCGCGCCCCCCCUGCGGCUGGACGUGCCACCGGACGGGCAGUGCCCGAGGCCCCCCGGCCGGCCGGCCCCCGCUCCCCGGCUCGGGGUGGGCGGCAGCCGGAGGCGCCCCUUCUCCUCCCACCGGGCGCCCCCCGCCCUGCUCACUCGCGUGCCCUCGGGGGGCCCCUCCCGGGACUCGGGGAGACACCUGUACCUGGGCCGCCCCGAGGGCUACCGGAGCCGCACCCUGAAGAGAGUGGACCUGCAGAAGCCCCGGUCGCCCCCGAAGCUGCCCCCGGUCGCGGCCCCCGCCCCGCUGGCCGUCCCCGGCGGCAGCCAUUUUAACUUGUGAAGGAAGCCGCGAGCGGACCGGCCUCCCAGGAUAGGCCCCUCCCCGGCCCCACACCUGCAGCCUUCCCGGACCCCGAGGCGCCGGGCCCUCCCGCCUUGGGCUUAUUUAUUGACUGUCUUCCCCGCUGUCCCCUCGAGAGCGGAGCGGGGGACCAAGUCUGCCCCUCAGCGAGCCAGCUUUCCCGGAGGGGCCGGCCCGCCCGCUCCCCUCCCUCAGCCGAGCUGCCUUAACUCGCCUCUGGGCUUCCUCCCU